Molecule: messenger RNA, 2946 nt
Organism: Pogona vitticeps (central bearded dragon)
Lineage: Eukaryota; Metazoa; Chordata; Lepidosauria; Squamata; Agamidae
Source: RefSeq, a predicted model, not a curated record
UGACGCUAAAGCUGUUUCCUGUCGGAGGCUACUUCGGUGCGACUGAAAUUUCCGCGACUUCCAAAUAUUGUUCCGGAUUUCUUUCCGCGACCGACGUAGUCCCGGAGAAGGCGAUGAGGCGCCUUCAGGAUCCCCCAAGGGUCUAUCAAGAGAAACUGCCGGAUCACAUGGAAGAAGGGUUGAAGCACCAGGAUUCAGGGAUGUAUAAAGGAUCCGCGUACUCUGGCUAUCCUUUCCUCAUGCUGUCUGAUCCCUACCUGCCCAAUGGAUCUAUGUCGCCUUUGUCCAACAAGGUUCCUGUAGUACAGCCGUCCCAUGGUGUCCAUCCACUCACCCCCCUCAUCCCUUACAGCAAUGAGCAUUUCAGCCAUGGCUCCCAUUCGCCGCACCUGCCAGCUGACAUCAGCCAGAAACAAGGUGUACACCGUCCUUCUCAAACAUCAGAUGUUUCUGGUUUCUAUUCUCUCCCUCCUAGUGGAGUUGGACAAGUAACACCUUCUAUGGGAUGGCAGAGCCAGCCUGUCUGUCCUUUCCAGUCAUGUGGAUUUAGACAGCCCUAUACGUCGGCGCUCUCGGCUGGGGCUACUUUCUCUAGGAUCACACACCCAUUAGUGCUUGGCUCUGGGAUGCAUACAGCAGGAAUCCCACACCCAGGAAUCACAUCUUCUUCUGGGAAACAAGAUAUGGAUUAUUAUGACCGCAGCAUGAAAUCACAACCAGAACCAAAGAGAGAAAAGGAAGCCAAGAAGCCUACUAUCAAGAAGCCCUUGAAUGCCUUCAUGUUGUAUAUGAAAGAAAUGCGGGCAAAGGUCAUUGCUGAGUGCACCUUGAAAGAAAGUGCUGCCAUCAAUCAGAUUUUAGGAAGGCGGUGGCAUGCACUGUCGCGAGAGGAACAGGCCAAGUACUAUGAGCUGGCUCGCAAGGAAAGGCAGCUUCACAUGCAGCUCUAUCCAGGCUGGUCUGCAAGAGAUAAUUAUUCUUCUUCAGGCUCUUCAUCCCGUGAUCACACAAAGUUUAACUCAGGGCCCCUGGAAUUCAGCAGCACUUCGGGGCCGGUUUCUGCGGCAAGGGGGAAAAAGAAACGGCGGACAAGAGAAAAGCAGCAGGACUCCAAUUCAGAUCCUGCCUCUCCUAAGAAAUGCAGAGCUCGCUUUGGCCUCAACCAACAAAUGGACUGGUGCGGCCCAUGCAGGAGGAAAAAGAAGUGCAUUCGGUACCUACAAGGAGAAGGACGCUGUGCCAGCCCAGUUUCUUCCGAUGGAAGUGCUAUAGAUUCCCCUUCUUCCCCUUUGGAUGUGCUCCAGUGCACAGCCUCUGCUUUAACUUCAGAAAAGCUUCCUGCACCUGCCAGUUUGACACUCCCCAGGCAACCUAAUCCUUUUCCUGUCACUGCACAUCUCAAAAUGUCUACUAGCGCCUCAGGACUCCCUUCUAAAUGCUCAGUGGUGCCUCACGCAUCUCUAGCACCCAGCGAAUCCUCAGGGUACAGCAUGCUAUCAAUAGGAACAUAGUGCUAAUGCAGAAAUGACCAAGAUGGCUCACAAACUCAUCAGGCACUUUGAAGGAAAACUUCACUGCCUACAGAAGCGACCUAGAGACCAACAAGCCAAGCCUCCCCACCACACCUCCAGACAGCAAGUUCAAUGUCAGAUGCAAGUUGGACCACUAAUCAGAAAGCACUGGAACACUGAAAAGUGAUUUGUAUCUAGGUAAGGACAGCAGAAAUCUCAUCUAAAAGUAGGAAUGAAGACUCAAAACUUAAUUCUGGUCAGUUGCUGAGUGCAUUGCUUCCUCUACCAAACCAACUAAAAGUAAAAUAGCACCCACAGAUUUUUAUGCAUAGGUGAGGGGAUGCUAUGAAUGCUACACGUUAAUUGCCUUCUUGCAGAGAUUUUGAGUUUCAGUCACUCUGCAGAUAAUACACCUGGAUGUCAAAACAACCUAGAAGGUGACCCCCCCCCCCCGUACAAAUGUCUAGGGUAAAUGUUAAAUGGUUAAUAAGAAAAAGAGGAAUACAUUAUUAAGUCUCAUCUUUGGGAACAAAUCUCAAGUUCUUCAGAGCUGUAACACCAGCUGGACAAGUCAGCAGUGUGAAAGUGUGAAAAUGUUCCGUGAUAAAGGAAGCAUACACUGGCAACUUGAAUGUUUGUCAAGAAUUCCUUUUGUACGAAACAUAACAGACAUCUACUGGCAGAAACAUCAAUAUUUUGUGUUAAAAUAUUAAAUUCUACAAUUUGUCUUAAGAAUGUAAAAUUCACCAAAAAUGUGAAUGGGUGAUUCUGCUGGGGGUCAUGGGGUCAAGGAGUCACACAAACCACUGAAAGAGAAACAACAAACUCUUAUCACUAGAAAUCUUACUCAGCACACAUUCUGGCUUUCUUUUCAGGACUUUUCCAGAACACAUCUUCAAGCCUAUUGUGGCAAUUAUAAGGAUAUGAGAAGAAAUCUUAGGUUCUAAUGUUGCUAAUUUAGACACUCAGGAUCAAAUGCUGUUAUGCAGAGUAAAGGAGUAAAUAUAUGGUGUAAUUUCUGACGAAGCUGCAACACCUAAACCUAGUUACAUUCCAUUAAUUACUAAACCUUCCCAUACCUUUACUUUAAAAAAAAAGGUACUGUUUGAAGAUUAUGCACUCCCCAUGCUGUCACUGCAUUCUCAAUGCUCAGUAAAACUUGACAGCUGAGCACCAGAGCUGUUUCACCCGCCCCUCAAAUACAUUAAUUAGAGAUAGCAGUGUAGUGAAAAGCCCAUGUAUUUUUCAGUUCGGAGGUACUGGAGAAAAGUUAAGAUAAUACAUAUUGCAGAAGGACUGAAGUUGGGGGUGUCAUUUUUCCAGUAACUACAAGACAAUGUAUUUGAGCAAGCCAUACUAUAAACUAACAGUAAACAAGCUCUGAGGGUCCAGGGGACGAUUUUCCACCCUUGGGUCCCUCCCACUCAAAAAAAAA